AUGGGAAAUACAGAGAGUAAUGUAACGAGUGGUGUAAAAAAGCAAGCUGGGACGUCAGAACAGAAGUUGUAUAAACUGAUUGAUCUGAAAGGUGGUGGGCUUCUUGUGGAUAUGAUGAAACGUGCAGUUCAAAACAAACAGUACGCUGAGAUCGAUCACGCGAUUAAAACAAAAGUAGAGCCAUUUUUGUAUAAUAAGGGGAAAGGCCGGUAUAUACCAAUAUCACAUCUUGUACUACUUAGGAACAAGGAAAGACCGAGACAUAAGCUGUUACCUCCCCUAAGGGGUAUGGAGAAUCCUGAUGACGAAUUCGAUAUAGAGAAAGAUUGGCCUGUAGUGACACAAGAGGAGUAUGAUGCAAAUCCUUCUGGCUAUAGAGAACUAUGCUGGGAUUUAAAGGAGCGCGGUGCAGUGGGCGAGACAAUUCUGCACCUUUGUUUACUGAACGCUACGUCGCUGUUAGCUGAUUUAGCUAAAAGACUGCUCCGGUUCUAUCCAAAGAUGAUUAACGACAUAUAUAUGAGCGAUGAAUAUUAUGGUGAAAGUGUUCUUCACAUGACAAUAGUGAAUGAGGACCCAACAAUGGUGAAGUUCCUUCUAGACGCAGGAGCAGAUUACCAUGAACGUUGUUUUGGCAACUUCAUGUGCCCCGAGGAUCAAAAGGCAUCGAGAUCGGAUUCUUUUGAUCACGAAUGGGUUAAUGUUCAGCCAGAUACUAAUUAUGAAGGUUACGUAUACUGGGGGGAGUACCCAUUAAGUUUUGCGGCAUGUCUCGCUCAGGAAGAGAGCUACAGACUUAUAUUGGCCCGAGGGGCAGAUCCUGACAAACAGGAUACAAAUGGAAAUACUGUCUUGCAUAUGUUGGUAAUUUAUGACAAAGUGAAUACUUUUGACAUGGCAUAUGAAGUAGGCGCUUCGCUCAACAUCAGGAACGUUCGUAACUUAACACCUUUAACACUAGCAGCAAAGUUGGCCAGGACAGAACUAUUCUUUCACAUCCUGAAUAUAGAAAGAGAAAUCUAUUGGCAAAUUGGUGCUACGACUUGUGCUGCCUACCCUUUGGGACAAGUAGAUACUAUUGAUACAGAAACGGGUCUCAUUAGCAAGGAUUCAGCAUUGAAUUUAGUCGUCUUUGGGGAAAAAGACGAGCACCUGGAACUUCUUGAGGGAAUGUUAAUAGAUCUUCUAAAGACCAAAUGGAACACAUUCGUUAAGUUUCGUUUCUACCGCCAGUUCAUACUGUUCGCUUGUUAUUUCCUAGUUUCUCUCGUUUGUUUUACUCUGAGACCUGGACCACCUGAUAGAGUUACUAACACCACCAUCAUUAACACUACAGUAGCGACUGUUCCUAAUGAAAUAGAAUUUACAAUGGAUGCUGAUAAUUGUUCUAUAGCCCAUAGUGCAAUAGACCGCAAUGUAGAGGUUUUUAAUGGAACAAAAUCGAAUAGCAACCGCUGUGGCCAUUUUAAAAGUCAACCGAAAGAAAAAGAAAAGCCCACAGAGACACCGAGAGAGACAGACAUGGAGGGAUGGUGGGAGGAUCUUACUGAAGACUGUAGGUUGAUGAACUUUGAUACUUGGCAAGCGAAGGUUAGAAUUAGUACAGAACUGUUAUUGUGGUUCGGAGCAUUAAUUUACAUUGGGGCAGCUUUACGUGAAGCUAGAUUUCUUGGCUUGAAGAUGUUUUUUGAAAACCUUAGUACAGUACCAUCGAGGGUGAUGUUCUUAUUCUCCUGUAUCUUGAUGGUGGUGUUGCCAACAUUGCGGCUGUGGUGUGCGGACGAAGCAGAGGAUCACCUCGCGGUUAUCAUCAUGCUCACUACGGCUCCGUACUUUUUGUUCUUUUGUCGAGGGUUCAAAACAGUCGGACCCUUCGUGGUGAUGAUAUACAGAAUGGUGAUGGGAGACUUGCUGCGUUUCGUUUGCAUUUAUCUAGUGUUUGUUAUGGGAUUCUCCCAAGCAUACUAUAUUAUAUUUCUGUCAUUCGACAACCCUAACACACCCGAAGGGGUGGACGACUCGGUAUCUAACCCCAUGCCUUCACCAAUGGAGAGCAUCAUGGCUAUGUUCCUUAUGUCACUUACAUCUUUCUCCGAUUACUUCAGCGCAUUCGAUAGAACUGCACAUGAGGUUGAGGCUAAGGUGAGUAUUUUAAUCACCCUUCUAUUCGUUAUCUACAUGAUACUGGUAGCAGUUCUACUAGUCAACAUGUUGAUCGCUAUGAUGGGUAACACGUACCAGAAAAUCGCGGAGACCCGCAACGAAUGGCAGCGGCAAUGGGCUCGAAUAGUUCUUGUGGUGGAGAGGGGAGUUCCACCCGCGCAGAGGUUGAAACAGCUCAUGACGUAUAGUCAGCCAAUGGCCAAUGGGAAACGAGCAUUAGUGUUAAGGAUCAAUCAGAAGGACGAAGACAAGGAAGAAAUGAAGGAAAUCUUAGAAAUGAAGCGGACUCAUCAACGAAUAGUCGCUAAGAGAAAGCAACGUGAGCACGAUUUGAAAAACGCAAAAGGCCCCAUUGUGCCGCCUGUUCGAAAUUAUCCUCUUAGAAAAUAA
Zerene cesonia (dogface butterfly) is the source of this 2553-nucleotide messenger RNA. RefSeq names its product transient receptor potential cation channel subfamily V member 5 (gene nan). The transcript is spliced from 16 exons. Bases 1 to 2553 code for a protein of 850 amino acids. The record is from RefSeq and is a predicted model, not a curated record. Gene Ontology annotation, cellular component: membrane. Gene Ontology annotation, biological process: calcium ion import across plasma membrane. NCBI's taxonomy places the organism in Eukaryota, Metazoa, Arthropoda, Insecta, Lepidoptera, Pieridae. Gene Ontology annotation, molecular function: protein binding; calcium channel activity.